Molecule: messenger RNA, 2088 nt
Organism: Vanessa atalanta (red admiral)
Lineage: Eukaryota; Metazoa; Arthropoda; Insecta; Lepidoptera; Nymphalidae
Exons: 16
Coding region: 1-2088 (695 amino acids)
Biological process (GO): mitotic sister chromatid cohesion; synaptonemal complex assembly; replication-born double-strand break repair via sister chromatid exchange
Cellular component (GO): synaptonemal complex; cohesin complex
Molecular function (GO): protein binding; chromatin binding
Source: RefSeq, a predicted model, not a curated record
AUGUUUUAUCCUGUUGAGUCUUUGAAAAGAGGAGGAAGAUUUUAUUUAUGUUGGGUGGCAGACUCUUGGCCUCUUCGUUUUGCAACGAUUACUCAUCGUCAGCUUUGGUCUCAAGACAUACGACAAAUAUGUGACGAUUUAUUGGAAGUUAUGAGAAAUGAGUCUGGUCGCCCAAAAAAUAGGUUUUCUUUACGACUGAGUUCCCAACUGAUGCGUGGGCUAGUUCGAUUAUAUCAAAGAAAAGUUACUGUAUUCGUUGGUGAUUUAUGCAUGAUCAAUGCACUUGUGAUGAAAAGCACUAAUAAAAAAAUAAUGCAUGAAACAACAGCCCAUGAAUCAGUAAUGAUUGUUCAUCGUCCAGACUUGCCAAGAUUGGUGUUUGAGGAACCAGUAGAUGAUGAUAAGAUUGAAGAACGGAUCCGGAACAGUGGUAAUAUAGUCGCAGAUGUACAAGAUAUUACGUUGAAAGAACCUCUUCUGCCAGAAAACAGGAUGCAUUUAGAUGAUGGUUUCGGGGAGCUCCACCCUGAUCAGCCACUGCAGUUGCUAGCGGACAGGACUCUAGAGACCAUGUUGGUGCAGGACGCAUCUGCCACAAUACACAGCGGACUGGACUUGCAGGACUUGUCCACAGACAAGUCGCACGACAAGUCCAGAAGAAUGCCUCACGAGUCGGCGCAGAUGGAGCGGAUAUCUGAACAUGACUUAUCUAUAUUUAGAAAAUCAGUUGGUGACGAAUUGAUCCCUGGAGCUGAUUUUGAUAAAGAAAUACCUGAAAUUCCCGAAUUCCCGCCUCCCGACUUGCCUGCUCCUGAAACAGAGAACCAAUUAGGACAACGGCUAAGAGAGUCAGUACGACCUUCAUCUCUUGAGAUUACAGAAAAUGCGAAGGAAAAAUCAAUCGAGGAAAUUGUUUUGCAGGAACUGGAAGAGGAGCCCCGAAUGAAAAGGCGUAAAUUAAAAAAUAAGUUGAUCGUUGACAAGAAAAUUAAACUGAGUUCUAAUUUUAUACGAUCGCGCAUCGAAAAUAUCAAUGUGGACCUGCGUUGUGAGGACGGUAUUUGCGACAUAAUUAGUAUCUACGCAACACCUAACAUUCUUCUAAAUAGACCGGCACACUGUGGAUCUUCACUGCAUUCGAACUUUGGGUACAAGCUGUCCUACUUGUUCUCGAGAAACCUGGGAACAGCGCAGAGACCAUCAGCAGAUAGAGAUAUUGAGGAGGUUGUGGCUCAAAGAACAAGGCAAUCGCACAUGAGGUCGAUUCUUGAAAAAAUCGAUGAAGAAACUGAACCAGUCGACAAGAGAGUCCCGUCCGCGCAUCAUGAAUUCGAUGUUUCAAAAGAAAUUAACAUCACGGACCCAAACAUUGUACAAGACGAAAUACAAGUGCCAGGAGCACCAGGCCAAGAAAUAAUGGAUAUAUCGGAUUUACCAACACAAAGAGUGUUUGCAAUGUCGCAGAAACGAACAAGCGACAAUGCUCCUUCGCCAAAAAGGCAACGUCGUGGUGGCUACGUGUCGUACAGACUCAGCCAACAAACAGAGCUGGAAGUAUAUAACGCAGAAGUAAAUAAAGAAAAUAUACCCCAUAAUCGUCAACAAGACGCAGAACGUAUAACUGCGAUGUUAGUUGAAGCUGGUUUAGCAGAUAUACAGGAACAAGAGAAGACAACAGACGUCGAAAACAUAAAUCCAGUGACAUUGACACAGAGAAGUAGAAAAAAUGGCAGCGAAACAUCGGAAACGCCACUAGGAAGUCUAGAUAGAACCAAAGUGUCCUUGGGGGACUCGGAGAAAACGACGGAUUCGAAAAGAUUCAUUCGAGAAGAAUGGGGAACCCAAGGCACGAUGCACAAGAUCUACAAAUGCAUAAAGAAAGGCGUGAAACCGUUGGACUUGCAUUACCUCGUUACGAAAGGUCCGAUCAUCUCGGGCCACCGCCGAGUUAUCGCCGCUCGCUGUUUCACUUCCAUGCUGAAAUUGAAACAACAUGGGUUUAUUAACAUUGUAAAAGAUUCUAAUACGUAUGAAAUUAAAGAUAUUGCUCUGGGAAGCAAGAUUAUUUCCAGCAAGAAGCAAGAUUAA